This is a messenger RNA of Pollicipes pollicipes, 689 nucleotides long. RefSeq names its product exosome complex component RRP43. Gene Ontology annotation, biological process: U4 snRNA 3'-end processing; exonucleolytic trimming to generate mature 3'-end of 5.8S rRNA from tricistronic rRNA transcript (SSU-rRNA, 5.8S rRNA, LSU-rRNA); nuclear mRNA surveillance. The coding region runs from base 1 to 462 and encodes 153 amino acids. The transcript has 2 exons. Gene Ontology annotation, cellular component: cytoplasmic exosome (RNase complex); nuclear exosome (RNase complex). The record is from RefSeq and is a predicted model, not a curated record. NCBI's taxonomy places the organism in Eukaryota, Metazoa, Arthropoda, Thecostraca, Pollicipedomorpha, Pollicipedidae. Gene Ontology annotation, molecular function: mRNA 3'-UTR AU-rich region binding.
AUGGCGUCGGACAUGCGCGCGAUCCAGCCGGAGUCCUUGUACAAGCUGUACCUGGAGUGUCAGGAACGGCCAGACGGGCGGCGCCUGGAUGAGGCGCGGCCAACGGUGUUGAACCGCGGCGGCGUCGGCACAGCCGACGGCUCGGCGUACUGCCGGGCCGGUCACACGGCCGUGCUGUGUGGUAUCAAGGCCGAGCUGCCGCUGGCCGCCACGCUGGCUCUGUUCGACGGUGACACGCUGGUGCUGGACCCGGCCGGCGAGGAGGAGGCCCUCUGCGCCGCCGCCGUCACCGUCGCCUGGGCCGGCGACAACCUGCUGCUGCUGCACAAGGCGGGCGGACACGCACUCUCCGAGCAGGCCAUGGACCAGUGCAUCGCGCUCAGCAAGCGACGCACCCUCGAGCUGAAGAAACUGCUGGACGUGUCGGCUGAUGCGGCCGCGGAGGGCGGGGUCGUCGACUAACAUGCGGACCUGGCGUGUAUAUGAUGCGGGUGAGAUUGUUGAACGGGCUGUGGAUUUGUCCGCUAGAUGGCCAACCACCUGUUGCUGCGCCGGGUGGUCGCCGGCCGACGUGAGCAACACAAGUCAUCAUCAUCAGUAUGUUUUGCAAAGUACAGGUUACUAUUGUGUUAUUCAACGUGUGUGCUCCGUUGUUUUGAUCGCUAAACAAGGGCUAAACAAAUACACGA